UACUCACUGACUCACUCACAGAUUGAAAUCUGAGUUGAUUUGAUUUGAUCGUGUGAUUCCAAAGUAACAAGUGACAGACAGACAGACUAAUGGCGGGUGUGUCACCUCUCGCCAAAUACAAACUGGUAUUUCUGGGCGAUCAAUCCGUCGGCAAAACCAGCAUCAUUACCAGAUUCAUGUAUGACAAAUUCGACACAACUUAUCAGGCUACCAUUGGCAUCGAUUUUUUGUCUAAAACAAUGUACCUUGAAGAUAGAACAGUUCGGUUACAGCUUUGGGAUACUGCUGGGCAGGAGAGAUUUAGGAGUCUUAUUCCAAGUUAUAUAAGAGAUUCAACUGUUGCAGUGAUUGUCUAUGAUGUUGCCAAUCGUGAGUCAUUUUUGAACACUUUAAAGUGGAUAGAAGAAGUACGUACUGAGCGAGGCAGCGAUGUGAUCAUAGUCCUUGUUGGCAACAAAACUGAUCUUGUUGACAAAAGGCAAGUGUCGAUCGAAGAAGGAGAUGACAAAGCUCGUGAACAUGGAGUCAUGUUUGUUGAAACGAGUGCAAAAGCUGGAUUUAACAUUAAGCCUUUAUUCAGAAAGAUUGCUGCUGCCUUGCCAGGGAUGGAGACAAUUUCCUCCACAAAACAAGAAGACAUGGUUGAUGUGAACUUGAAGUCUAGCUCAAAUACAAAUCAGCAAGGUGGAGGUUGUGCAUGCUAGAUUAUUAACUACUCAUAUUCAGUUGCACCUUUUGUUUUCGAGUUUUAAUAUGCGUCACAUCAUAUCAUCUUAUAUAGAUUGGGUUGGUUUGGUUUGGUUUGAACUAACAAGUUUUAAAAUGGAAUUGGAACAAAGUUAACAACUUGGGUUGGUUAUUUGGUCUUGUAUUCUUUGUUUCUAGUUUCGGUUUGGCCCAAUGGAUGAGAUGAACACAUGUGUGAUGGUUAA
Molecule: messenger RNA, 932 nt
Organism: Helianthus annuus (common sunflower)
Lineage: Eukaryota; Viridiplantae; Streptophyta; Magnoliopsida; Asterales; Asteraceae
Product: ras-related protein RABH1e
Exons: 6
Coding region: 90-704 (204 amino acids)
Molecular function (GO): GTP binding; GTPase activity
Source: RefSeq, a predicted model, not a curated record